AGUUUCGUCUUUUAUAGGAACAAACUUUGGCUCUGAGGAAAGAAGGGAUAGGUGUUGUGUUAGAUUCUGAACUGCCUCAUCUCAUUGGCAUUGAUGAUGAUCUGCUCAGUACUGGUAUCAUUUUGUACCACUUGAAGGAGGGCCAAACAUAUGUUGGCAGAGAAGAUGCUGUGACAGAACAGGAUAUUGUUCUUCACGGCCUUGAUUUGGAAAGUGAGCACUGCAUCUUUGAAAAUCUCAACGGUACUGUGAAUCUAAUACCACUGAAUGGAGCACAGUGUUCUGUGAAUGGUAUUCAGAUUACAGAGGCCACGCACCUAAACCAAGGUGCUGUUAUAUUACUUGGAAGAACCAAUAUGUUUCGCUUUAACCACCCCAAAGAAGCUGCUAAGCUAAGGGAGAAAAGAAAGAGUGGACUGCUGUCUUCCUUCAGUUUGUCUAUGACAGAUCUUUCAAAAUCUUGUGAGAACCUGUCAGCAGUUAUGCUUUAUAAUCCAGGGCUAGAAUUUGAGAGACAACAGCGAGAGGAGCUUGAAAAAUUAGAAAGCAAAAGGAAACAAAUAGAAGAGAUGGAAGAAAAACAAAGGUCUGACAAAGCAGAACUUGUAAGAAUGCAGCAAGAAGUAGAGUCACAGCGCAAAGAGACAGAAAUAGUACAGCUGCAAAUCCGAAAACAGGAAGAGAGUCUGAAAUGGAGAAGUGUUCACAUUGAGAGCAGAUUAAAGGAUUUGCUGGCUGAAAAAGAAAAAUUUGAGGAAGAAAGAUUACGGGAACAACAGGAGAUAGAGCUUCUAAAGAAAAAGCAGCAGGAAGAAAUUUUUGCCCGGGUCAAAGAGGAGUUGGAGCGACUACAAGAACUUAAUCAUAAUGAAAAAGCAGAGAAAAUGCAGAUUUUCCGUGAACUGAAAAAACUUAAAAAGGAAAAAGAUGAACAAUAUAUUAAGUUGGAAUCAGAAAAGAAGAGACUUGAAGAACAAGAAAGGGAGCAGGUGAUGCUGGUGGCUCAUCUAGAAGAACAGCUUCGAGAGAAGCAGGUCAUGAUAGAGCUCCUGAAGAGAGGGGAUGUACAAAGAGUUGAAGAAGAGAAAAGAGAUCUUGAAAAUAUUAGAGAAUCAUUUUUGAAGGUCAAGGAAGCCCGAUCUGAAGGUGAUGAAAACCAGGCCGAGUUAGAAAAGGCACAGCAUGAUUUCAUAGAGUUUAAAAGGAAACAACUGGAACAGUUGACUAUUUUGGAAAAAGAUUUAGUUCAACAAAUGAAUCAUCUAGAAAAGGAAAUAGCAGAUGAAAAAAGAGUUCUGGAACACAUAAAACUUGCUCAUGAAGAACAUUUACAUCUCAGCAGAGAUGAUGAAAACUUUGUGGAUGCUGUACUCAAGGCUGAAGAAGUUGACGAGAUAAAGCCAGCAGAGUACAGACUCCAAUCUAAAGUACGUCAGCUUGAGUACCUGAAGAGUAAUCAUUUGCCAGCUCUGCUCGAAGAAGAACAAAGAGCUUCUGAAGUCCUUGAUAGGGGUUUGUUAGGGUUAGAUAAUACUCUCUAUCAAAUAGAGAAAGAAAUAGAAGAAAAAGCAGAGCAGCUUGCCCAUUAUAGAGCUAGCACGAAUCAGCUGCAGCAGCUUCAAGAAACCUUUGAAUUCACAGCCAAUGUAGCUCGUCAGGAAGAAAAAGUUCGGAAAAAGGAAAAAGAAAUCCUUGAAUCAAGGGAAAAACAGCAGAGAGAGGCACUGGAGCAAGCUGUUGCUAAGUUAGAAAGGAGGCACUCUGCUUUGCAACGUCGUUCAACAAUAGACUUUGAAAUUGAAGAGCAGAAACAGAAACUUGCCACCUUGAACAACAGCUGCAGUGAACAGGCAGGUCUGCAGGCUAGUCUUGAAGCAGAGCAGAAAGCCCUUGAACAAGAUCGAGAACAGUAA
Mesitornis unicolor (brown roatelo) is the source of this 1913-nucleotide messenger RNA. RefSeq names its product kinesin-like protein KIF16B. Gene Ontology annotation, molecular function: protein binding. The record is from RefSeq and is a predicted model, not a curated record. The annotation marks the transcript as partial. The transcript has 7 exons. NCBI's taxonomy places the organism in Eukaryota, Metazoa, Chordata, Aves, Mesitornithiformes, Mesitornithidae.